UUUGACGUUUGUGUGUCGAGUGCCCCUGUCCAAAUAGCACAAGUUAUAAAGAUAAAAGACGCGAUGCAGAAGUUCUGUGCCUGUGAAUGUUAUUACACCGAUAACAUUUUUAUUGAAGAAUACAAACUCCAUGUUCGAUUUGUUUCAGAAGAUCAGUUUAGGAAGGACUACCAACACGUAAGUGGUGAGCCGACAGCAAUACAGAUCCUCAGGUCUCAGGGUUGCACCACUGGUCCGCAGCUCCACACUGUUCUGGAGAAAGUCCAGGCGGAGGUCGAGAGACGCAAGAAUAUUGCGGUCCAAUCGGCGGAACGGCGAGCGACGAUAAAAGAAACGUAUAAACCCCUGCAUGAGAACGUCUACCGCUUACAGGAGUCACACUUGGCCCCUGAGUUUUUAGAAAUAGUGAAAUACUGUCACAUGGAUGGCGCCAAUGAAAAGGGACUCUUGGCUCUCCUCACCACAGAGGCAGCUCCCAGGGUGUACCGUUUUCCAGUCUUCACCAAGGAUUUCUGCAGGGAUUUGGUAGAAGAGCUGGAACAUUUUGAACAAUCCGACGCUCCCAAAGGCAGACCAAACACUAUGAACAACUACGGGGUCCUGCUGGAUGAACUGGGCCUGGAUGAGGGCCUGGUUGGCCCGCUAAGGGAGGAGUACCUGCGGCCCCUGAGCGCGCUGCUUUACCCAGAUUGCGGGGGGCGCUGGCUGGACAGCCACAAAGCUUUCGCCGUGAAGUAUGCUGUGCACGAGGACGUGGAGCUCAGCUACCACUAUGACAAUGCCGAGGUGACGCUCAACGUCUCGCUGGGCAAGGACUUCACCGGCGGGAACCUCUACUUCGGGGACAUGAGACAGGUGCCCCUGUGCGAGACGGAGUGCGUGGAGGUGGAGCAUCAGGUGACGCGGGCGCUGAUGCACCGCGGGCAGCACAUGCACGGCGCGUUGCCCGUCUUGGCGGGCUGCCGCUGGAACCUUGUCGUGUGGAUGCGGGCAUCGUGCCAGCGCAACCACCUUUGUCCCAUGUGCGAUGCCCGGCCCCGCCUGCGGCCUGCCCCCGGCCACGGGGGCGGCUUCACGGCCGAGCCCGGCCAGGAGGGCACGUGCGCCUUGACGUGAACUCUUUGCGACGGCGCACCUCCCCGGAACUCGAGGAGGACGCGGAUCUGCGGCCCCCGGACCUUUCUGCUUUUGUACCAGGAUAUCACAAGUCGGUCAAGGAAAAGACGCUGAAACUGACCGUGUGAUAAAGCGACUAUUUAUUUCAGCUGUACUACCAGCAGAGAAUAAAUACAUCGUUGUAAUACUGAUAAUAUGCGGUGUCUACAUCUAAGCAUAAUAAAGUAUAAUAAUGCUGAUUUUA
This is a messenger RNA of Electrophorus electricus (electric eel), 1360 nucleotides long. Lineage: Eukaryota; Metazoa; Chordata; Actinopteri; Gymnotiformes; Gymnotidae. The record is from RefSeq and is a predicted model, not a curated record.